AUGAGCAGAGGUGUAGAAAUGUUGCGUAGCAGUAGUAGUCUUCGACGGGGCGUAUACCACAAUGCACCCAGCGUAUAUCCGUUUGUGAAACCUUUUCAUGAUACCCCGUACGACGAGGAUAGGGGCAAACACGAUGUUGCGAGAAUGCAUUUGUCUAAAAACAAUUGGCCCGAGUGGAUGGAUAAUGGAGCGGAUGCCUCUGGAUACGGGAUAGGACUUCAUCGCGUGCAUCCUCUUUCAAGGCUGCGUGGGAAUCUUAAAACUAGUCCGUCACAUGUUCCGCGCGUUUUGAAUAUGAUGAUUCAAGGUGUUUGGCAUAAAAGUGGUGUUAAGUUGUACUUUCGGGGCGGAAAACCCCCGAAUCCGAGCAAGCACCCCUACUUAACGGGAGAACCUUGCCCCGUCUAUGGGUGGAGGGUGACUGAUGAAUCUGUCAUUAGACAGUUUAACAUGCCAAGCGUGGAUGUCAUGAAGCUGCGAUACAAACCCUAUGUUGCUUUGCAUGAGCGAAAAAUAAUGGGGCCGAGCACGCAUAAACCCAUUGAACCUCAAUCACCGAAGACAAAAGCAGCAGCCAAACCAUUAGUUAAACGGCUCUUCUUUUGGCAGUGA
Messenger RNA from Trypanosoma rangeli, 612 nucleotides. RefSeq lists its product as uncharacterized. The coding region runs from base 1 to 612 and encodes 203 amino acids. The record is from RefSeq and is a predicted model, not a curated record. The transcript has a single exon. Lineage: Eukaryota; Euglenozoa; Kinetoplastea; Trypanosomatida; Trypanosomatidae.